Strongylus vulgaris is the source of this 549-nucleotide messenger RNA. The record is from the annotation of a GenBank genome assembly. Lineage: Eukaryota; Metazoa; Nematoda; Chromadorea; Rhabditida; Strongylidae.
AAGUUCCCAGACCGUCGUUCAAACGAUUUCUACGUUGCUGGCGAGUCGUAUGGUGGCACAUACGUUCCAAUGCUGUCUGCUCGACUGGUUAAUGAUCCUGGAAAUUUUCCUCAUUUCAAGGGUAUGCUGAUUGGAAAUGGAUGUGUAGACGAUCGCUUGAUGUACAAUUCACUUAUUGACUACAACUAUGAUCACACUUUUAUCGACGAAAACGAGUACCGUCGUGCUGUCGAUUUUUGCUGCAAUGACAACUCAACCUACGCUUGUGACUUCUAUGAGAUGUCACAAAGCAAUAAUAGUUUCUACGAAAUGUAUCAACACGAUGACGGUCUUUACGAGAUGUUCCAAAAUAAUGAUAGCUUCUGCCGCAAUGAGUCUUUGGCACUGAAUGGGGCAAACAUUGCCACAGGCUUGGAUCCCUUCUUCCUCUACUACACCUGCCGACUUGAUGAACCCUCAAGGCCAAGUAUGAGUUCAGUUGUUCUGAGAACACACCUCAGAAAGAGUGGACAUGAGGAGGUAAACAGUACUGUCAUCAGAAACUUUUAA